AUGUGCAAGAGGUAUCAGAAGAGCGAUUGUGAUAACGAGGAGUUGACACAACCAGAAAUAGGAAAGCAGCAGCCAAGGAUGGCAAUCAUGAGCAUGGCUGAGAGAACUCCCCAUCUAGAGUCGAGUCUACAUGUGCUGCGUGUGGGCAAGAACAAGAGUGUGCCUCCAGAAUUAGCAGUAAGUUAUGGCUUGCUGGUGAGGUCAAGUGGGUGGAUGGGUAGCUCAAGUUGGCUGUUGAGAGUAAUGGUCAUCUUGAGUGGUGUCGUACAAGGGACAUCGUCUAACAGACAGUCAGCUUGGCAAUUACAAACUGAGUGCAAAUCCCAAAGACAACAGUUUGAUGUGGAGACCGAAGUUGUCACAGUCGAAGUCGAAGUCGAUAAUGGUUCAGAAUGGUUCGGCCUUGCCGAACCAGAACGGGACAAUGGUGGAAGACCUAGAACCGAGAACCAUUUUCCAGUCCGGUUCUGGCUGGUGUGCAUGAUGUGCCACCACAAGGGCACUGCAUUCUUCAAACUCGUCUCCUUGCAACCAACAGAUCUUGGCAUCAGUAAUUUUGCACUAAGUGAGGAGGAGUAUGUGCAGGCCAAACAAAAGGUAGUGCAAUACAAGGCCAAGGGCACCUUCAGCAUCAAGAGAUCAAUGGCCAACACAAGGAUCAGCAUACUGAUUGAUGUCAUCGCAAGGAAUGGGUGUAUGAUACCAAUGUUUUGCAAAGCCAGAGGAUCUAGAAUAGAACACGCUCAGAGGUUGAAGACAACGACUAUAAUCAUUCUUAGUACCUAG
Molecule: messenger RNA, 786 nt
Organism: Suillus discolor
Lineage: Eukaryota; Fungi; Basidiomycota; Agaricomycetes; Boletales; Suillaceae
Exons: 8
Coding region: 1-786 (261 amino acids)
Source: RefSeq, a predicted model, not a curated record